GUGGUGAGCAGUGGCAAGUCAGAUUUCUGUGUUUACACAGUGACAACACAUGCUGCUCUCUCCUGUUGCAGUGAAAACAUUUUACAGCCUAUAGUCAGGAAGCUGUUCAUCAGCAGAUGGUAACAUUAAGUAUCUGGUAAGGCGACAGUUGUGUCAAACAGAGGAGUGAAGGACAUUUUACUGAAGUGCAGGGAAAACUCAGCUGUGGCCAGUGAUGGACACGAUGGUGUGUCUGAUGGGUGGAGACGCCUCUAGACUGUACAGCACUGUGACCCGCAGCAGCAGCAGCAGCAGCAGCAGCAGAUCUUCUCUCCCUCGGCCUCCAUCACACCUGGACUCACAGUCAGACACAAACCUGGAUCCAGACCUUUGCAAGAGGGGGUCCACUGUCUGUCCCCAUGAUCCUGCAGAGCUGCUACAACAGUGUAAGGAUGCCCUCAGAGAGACCCCGCCUCGCUUCCACAGGAAGUUCAUUAACCUCUUCGUUAAAGACGGCGCCCCCAGCAGCCCAAUUAGGGUGAUGCAGUGGAACGUUCUGGCCCAGGCUCUGGGUGAGGGACUUGACAGUUUUGUCCAGUGUCCACUGGAGGCACUCAGCUGGUCGCACAGGAAGUAUCUCAUCAUAGAGGAGAUCCUCACCUACCGACCUCAUAUCCUGUGUCUGCAGGAGGUCGACCACUAUUAUGACACCCUUCAGCCGGUUCUGGCCGGCCUGGGUUACAGCAGCAACUUCUGCCCCAAACCCUGGUCGCCGUGUUUGGACGUGGAGGGCAACAACGGCCCGGACGGCUGUGCGCUAUUCUUCGAUCAGUCACGGUUCGAGCUUGUGGACAGCAUCAGCAUACGGCUGUGUGCCAUGAGGAUUCCAACCAAUCAGGUUGCUGUAAUGACGAUGCUCCGUUGUCGGAUCACAGAAAAAUGUGUGUGCGUGGCCGUGACCCACCUGAAAGCCCGUGCUGGUUGGGACUGGCUCCGCAGCGCUCAGGGUUCCGACCUCCUGCGACACCUCCAGAACCUGGUCCAGAAACAUCCUGGUGCUCCCACUGGUGACCCCAGCUCUGACAUUCCUCUGCUCAUAUGCGGCGAUUUCAACGCAAUCCCAAACGAGGAGGUGUACCAGCGAUUUGUCACGUCCCCGCUCAGCUUGGACUCGGCCUAUAAGAAACUCAGCAAAGACGGUUUGACUGAACCAGAGUACACGACAUGGAAGAUUCGACCCACAGGGGAAUGUUGUACCACUCUGGACUAUAUCUGGUACAGUCAGGACUUGCUGAGAGUGGACACUGUGUUGGACCUGCCCACUGAGGAACAGAUUGGACCAAACAGGCUCCCGUCCUUUAGCUAUCCAUCUGACCAUCUUUCUCUGGUGUGUGACUUCAGCUUUAAGGAGAAGGAGUGAGCAGGCGGUGACCGUCGGCACACGAGAAGUGACAAUGAGUUGAGAUUAGCUUCAGCUCCACCAGCACGAGGCCUUGGACCCAGAGUGGGCAGCGGAGAAGUGACACUGAGGUUACAAUGUUUCCUGCUGUUUUGAUGCCGUAUACCUCCCUGAACGCUAACCCUGUUUUCUACACCAGGUCCCGUAGCUUCAUCUGUACCCAGACCAUUUCUACUGUGACAUGAAUGAAAAAGAUUUUUUAAGUUAAGUUCAUAAUAAUCCUGAAAUCAGUCAGAAACAGUUGUAAAUGUGCUCCACACUGCCAGUGUUACAGAGUUACACAGAAUAAAGUUUCUGCUGUUUA
Molecule: messenger RNA, 1742 nt
Organism: Solea solea (common sole)
Lineage: Eukaryota; Metazoa; Chordata; Actinopteri; Pleuronectiformes; Soleidae
Gene: noctb
Product: nocturnin b
Exons: 5
Coding region: 215-1399 (394 amino acids)
Biological process (GO): circadian rhythm
Molecular function (GO): poly(A)-specific ribonuclease activity
Source: RefSeq, a predicted model, not a curated record